Pochonia chlamydosporia 170 is the source of this 243-nucleotide messenger RNA. RefSeq lists its product as hypothetical. Lineage: Eukaryota; Fungi; Ascomycota; Sordariomycetes; Hypocreales; Clavicipitaceae. The transcript has a single exon. Bases 1 to 243 code for a protein of 80 amino acids. The record is from RefSeq and is a predicted model, not a curated record.
AUGCCCGUCGGCGUUACCAACAGUCUGGUAAAACUGUCAAGAUGUGUUCGGUUCGAGGCCACGGCUCACGUCCACGGUCCCCAGGGUGGCGCAUCAGCUCAACCCGCAGUGUCGAUUGAGUGGAAGCAGGGCGAGAAACCCGAGCCGAUGGCACGCUUCAUUCAACUCAACAUCGGCGCCGUGCAUUUCGGCCGCGCAUACCAGGGGGAAAAUGGGCAAUUUUUCGUGGAGGCGGAGCUUUAG